AUGUCUGGUAAAACAGCCCGUGAUUCUGGAAGCAAACCUAAGGAUGACGCAGCCUGCUCCACUCCCGGUAAUCCUGUCUUCUCCUGCAUGCUGAAGCCUGAAAUUCCUCAGAAAGCCUGGACAUUUGUUAAAACGCAGAAUCCACUUUACAAGACAACGUCACAUGAUUAUGGAUUCCUUCCCCCCACUUACGAGUCAUCACCUUGUGUCUACAAUCCAGUGUACAUGGAAUUUUCUGCCCACCUUGGCACCUGUGGCAUGUAUCGCAACAACUCCCUGAAUACGGUGGUGGAUAAAAGCAGAGUCUAUGACAACCCAAACCUCCAGCACACUCUUUGA
Molecule: messenger RNA, 339 nt
Organism: Erpetoichthys calabaricus (reedfish)
Lineage: Eukaryota; Metazoa; Chordata; Cladistia; Polypteriformes; Polypteridae
Gene: pierce2
Product: piercer of microtubule wall 2 protein
Exons: 1
Coding region: 1-339 (112 amino acids)
Biological process (GO): axoneme assembly
Cellular component (GO): axonemal microtubule
Source: RefSeq, a predicted model, not a curated record